Molecule: messenger RNA, 2513 nt
Organism: Nerophis lumbriciformis (worm pipefish)
Lineage: Eukaryota; Metazoa; Chordata; Actinopteri; Syngnathiformes; Syngnathidae
Product: F-BAR and double SH3 domains protein 2-like
Biological process (GO): regulation of actin filament polymerization; neuromuscular synaptic transmission
Cellular component (GO): recycling endosome; neuromuscular junction
Molecular function (GO): protein binding
Source: RefSeq, a predicted model, not a curated record
UGACAGGGUAUGUUUUCUGCUCCCUGGGGCCACUGUAGUGUUUUCAUCAAGGGGGGGGGGGGCUGCCUUCACUAUUUACCGGACUGUUCUGUGGCUGGACUUUUCUGUCGUCGACAUUGCCUCGAAGGACUUUCCCGGCAAAUAAACAACUUUUCGAACUUUUCGCGCAGUUUUUAUGUCCAGAAAGAAGGAUGCAACCCCCACCGAGAAAGGUCCGGGUCACCCAGGAGCUCAAGCAUACUCACACGGAUCAGAUGAGCCGAUUGCACAUCAAACACCAGACCGAGUGUGACCUCCUGGAGGACCUGAGGACUUUUAGCCAAAAGAGGGCGUCUGUCGAGCGGGACUACGCCCAGGCCCUGCAGAAGUUGGCCAAUCAGUACCUAAAGAGGGAAUGGCCAGAAAGCCCGUCAGAAGAAGAAGCGGAUCACAGGAACAUGUAUUGCGUAUGGAGGGACUACUUGGAGGGUACAGUCCAGGUCACCCAGUCUAGGAUCAGCGCCUGCGACAACUACAAAGUGCAGGUGGCCGACCCGGCCAAGACGGCGAGGCUGCAGAAGGAGCAGCAGCUGCGUAAGUGUAUCGAGCAUCUGACGACCAUACAAGCCGAGCUGCAGGAGUCCGUCAAAGACCUGACCAAGAGCAGGAAGAAGUACCAGGAGGCGGAAACCAUGGCGCAGGCCGUGCGGGAGAAGGCCGAGCUAGAAGCUAAGUCCAAGCUGAGCCUCUUCCAGUCCAGAUCUAGUCUGCAGAGGGCAACUGUCAAGCUGAAAGCUAAGAGGAGCGAGUGCAACUCAAAAGCCGCCCACGCCAGGAACGACUACCUUCUCACGCUAGCGGCCGCCAACGCUCACCAGCAGCGCUACUACGACACCGACCUCAGCGACUGCCUCAAGGUGUUGGACGGCAAGGUUUACGAGCAGGUGAAAGAUUACCUGGUGGCCCUCUGUCAAACUGAGCUGGAGACCUACAAGGCAGCGCACGACGUCUUCAACCGGCUCUUGGACAGCUCGAACCGGGUGUUGCAGGAGUUCCAUCAGCAGCUGUUUGUACAGAAAAAUCCCGUUUUCCAGAAAAUGGCGGACUUCUCGUACCAACCCAUCGACGAGGACACGGUGACACAUUUGCUGAGAGAGAGCGGCACGGCGGAGGAGCACAGCCUGGACAAGGAGGCCAGGAAGUGGGCCAGUCGCGUGGCCCGAGAGUACAAGAGCAUCAUCCACACGCAGAGGGUUCUGGAGGAAUUCGGCGCUCAGGAGAACUCGGAGCACAACGCGACAGAGCUCGACACCAAGAUGGAGGUGACUCGGCAGAGUCUACGGAGGGCAGAGACGGUAAAAGCGAAGGCGGAAGCCCGUUUGGCCUUGCUGAGGGAGGCGGGUGUUUCCGUGGAAACAUGGCUAAAAAGUGCCAUGAACCAGGUGAUGGAGGAGCUGGAAAACGAGCGCUGGAACAACUUUGGCACCCACGACCCUUCCCUCUCCGGAACCGCCGACCUGGAGCGCGAGGAGGACGAAGAGGAGACGGAGGACAGCGGCGAAGUUUUGGACGACAGUAGCUCCAGCCCCUCCAGCACGUUGAAAAACUACCCUCUCACGUGCAAAGUGCUCUACUCCUACAAGGCAUCUCAGCCCGAUGAGCUGACCAUCGAGGAGCAGGAAAUAUUGGAGGUGAUCGACGACGGCGACAUGGAGGACUGGUUGAAGGCCAGGAACCGGAGUGGACAGGUGGGCUACGUCCCGGAGAAGUACCUGCAGCUGCCGUCCUCCAACAGCCUGCUGAGCAUGCUGCAGUCCUUGGCCGCGCUGGACGCCCGAUCUCACUCGUCCAGCAACUCCACGGAACCCGAAAGUGAGCUCCCCACCGGCUCUAUCAACGGGGACUCCAGCGUCUCCUUCGCCAAGGCUCUGUACGACUACGCCGGGCAGACGGACGACGAGCUCUCCUUCCCCGAGGGCGCCAUCAUCCGCAUCCUGAGCCGGGAGACCCACGAAGACGACGGGUUCUGGGAGGGGGAGUUCAACGGCGUCGUCGGCGUCUUCCCCGCCGUACUGGUGGAAGACCUGGUCGGCGGCAGCGAGGACGGAGACGGACAGCUAGAGGGCAGCGCUCAGUCUUCACCCUGCACGCUGGCCCACUGCGAGCGCUCCCCCCGCAGCCCUUUCCACUCUGGGCCGCUCCACAGCAGCCCGCUGCAGACGCCCACCGUCUCGUCCCCGCAGUCCAGCCCCUGCAGCGCCUCGGCCUCGCCAAUCGGCCGACCCCCAUCCUAUCACAACGGGCACCACAGGCCGGCGCCGCACAAAAGCCCCUUUCACAGUCCCGCCCAAGGCUCCCCUCAGCCUCCCAAGUACCCGGAGGGCAGCUCAGGCACUAUCCGACCUGUCCGAGCGGCUCCUCCGCCCCCGAAGCAGCACCCCCGGGGGCAGGUCAAGCGGCGGGAGGAGGUGGAGAUCACGCUGGUGUGAAAGUGACGGCAACCCCGAGUAACUUUUGACCCCCCCCCCCCCCCC